AUGGCCGAUAUGACCCAGGUCCCCAUUAACGGCAACUACGCUGCCCAGCAUGGCUUCCCCGAUUCCUUCAACCCCGCCCACGCGGCCAUGAACACCGCGGCCAACUUCCAACCGGCUCAGUCCUCCACUCCUACCAGCGCCACUCCCAGCGCCGAACAGCAGAAGAAUGAGAUCACCAAGGACGAGGUCGGCUGGUUCUUUGUCGAGCAGUACUAUACCACUAUGAGCCGUAACCCGGACAAGCUGCACCUCUUCUACUCCAAGCGGUCCCAGCUUGUCUUUGGCACCGAGGCCGCGUCCGUGCCCGUUGCUAUCGGUACCAAGGCUAUCAACGACAAGAUCAAGGCCCUCGACUUCCAGGACUGCAAGGUUCGUGUCCUGAACGUCGACUCCCAGGCCUCCUUUGACAACAUCCUGGUCUCCGUCAUUGGUGAGAUCUCCAACAAGUCUGAGCCCUCUCGCAAGUUCGUUCAGACUUUCGUUCUGGCUGAGCAGCCCAACGGCUACUACGUUCUCAACGACAUCUUCCGCUACCUCGUUGAGGAAGUCGAGGAGGAUGAGGCCGUUACGGAGGAGAUCACCCCCGCCGUCUCCGAGGCUCCCCAGACCACCGAGACUGCCGCUACUUCCGAGGAAGCCCAGGUCACUGAUGAGGCCGCUGCUUCCAAGGCUGACGAGAAGCUGGAGGAGGUCAGCGGCGAGGGCGAGCAGCCCGAGAAGGUUGCCCCCAAGACCAAUGGUACCCCCGCCGAGGAGCCUGAGGAGGCCCCCGUCCCCGUUGUCGAGCCCGAGGCUCUGAAGGAAGAGAAGCCUCAGACCGCGGAGCCUUCCCCUGCUCCUGAGCAGAAGGAGGUCCCCGCUAAGGAGACUGCUGCCCCGGCCGCUCCCGCUGCUGCUCCCGCCGCCCCUGUCCCGGCCGUCCCCAAGACCUGGGCUAGCAUUGCCUCCAAGGUCGGUGCUGCCAAGGCUGCUGCUGCUGCUGCUGCCGCUGCCGCCCCGGCUGUCCCUGCUGCUACUGCUGCGGCUCCCGCUCCCACUCCUGCUGCUGCUGCUGCCGCCCCCAAGGCUGCCCCCGCUCCCGCUACUGACUCGGCUGCCACGACUCCUCGUGCUGCUGUUACUCCAACUCCCGCUGCUGAGAAGGAUGCUGCCUCUGCUGACAGUGCUGGCUGGCAAACUGCCGGUGCUGACCACAAAAAGACCCAGUCUCGCGCUGGCGAGGACCAGGUUGUCCUUGGUUAUAUGAAGAACAUUAAUGAGAAGGUGGACGCUGGUCUGUUGAAGCAGACUCUUACCCGCUUCGGAAAGCUGAAGUACUUUGAUGUCAACCGCCCUAAGAACUCUGCCUUUGUCGAGUUCGCCGAGCCUUCCGCUUAUGCUGCCGCCGUCGCUGCCAACCCCCAUCAGAUUGGCACUGAGCAGAUCAUCCUCGAGGAGCGCCGCCCUCGCCCCAACAACUUCGGCAACGGGUACCCUGCUGGUCGUGGCCGCGGUGGCCGCGGUGGUUUCCAGCGUGAUGGCCGUGGUGGCUUCGCUCGUGGUCGCGGCGGAAAUGCGCCUGCCAAGGGCCGCACCGGUGCCCCGGCCGCUUAA
Molecule: messenger RNA, 1593 nt
Organism: Penicillium daleae
Lineage: Eukaryota; Fungi; Ascomycota; Eurotiomycetes; Eurotiales; Aspergillaceae
Product: NTF2 and RRM domain protein
Exons: 3
Coding region: 1-1593 (530 amino acids)
Biological process (GO): ribophagy; protein deubiquitination
Cellular component (GO): ribonucleoprotein complex; cytosol; Ubp3-Bre5 deubiquitination complex
Molecular function (GO): mRNA binding
Source: RefSeq, a predicted model, not a curated record